AUGGACUCCACUCGCGCAAUUAUAGCCCUUUGGCGCCUGUGUGUGCCUGCUGCGCGGUCCAAGGUUGGCGGAGACGGUGCGAUCCACGUGAACGUGCUGAAGGUGGUGCUGGAGCGAGAGCUCGAGGGGCACUUGGGGGAUUUCGGCCACAACUCGGCUGAUGAGAUCCUGCAGACCUACAUGCAGCCAGACCUGGAUGGCGUGGUCGGCUUUCUGCAGUUCUGGCGGGGCAUGGAGGAGAUCCUGCGCGCCAGGGGCACGAUGCGCUCCCACGCGCUGACGCGGGCACAGGAGGAGGCGAUUACGGGCUUCCGAUUCCUGAGAACCUGCCUGCUGGACAUGGCGGCGCGCCAGGUCUCGCAGGGCCGAUCGUCCUUCUCGGUCCAGGAAGUGAGGUACUUCAUGGACCGCACUAUCUCCCUCACGGGCCCGGAGGGAGAAGCCUUCUGGCGCCAAGUCGCAGGGGAGCUGCCGGAGGAUCCUGAAAUGCUGGUGACUGGCGAGGAGGUCGCCUCUGCAAUGUUAGCUUGGUUGGAGCAGCUGGUUGGCGAAGGGCCUGGUGAUGAGGAGGACUCAGCAGAUGAUGACGAGGAUGAGCCUGAGAGGGAGGCUCCAGCACUGACUCCUGAGGCCCAGGCGAUGGCGAGGCGCCUCAAUCCGCCGCUUGCCGUUCCAGCGGCGCCCACAGGGCCGCCUCCGCAGCGGAAGGUGCAGCGGCCCAGCCUGGUGCGGGAGACGUUUGAGAGAGGGCUCUCCGGCCUGCUCGCCAAGAGCGAGGCAAGGCCUACCCAACCGACCAAGGAGACGGUUGCGGAGUGGCGAGAGGUGAUUGAGUUUCAGGUCUCGCUUGCAAGAUGGAUGAAAUCUGUCAGCAAAGAGGAUUUGGACCUCGCAAAGUUCCACACCUUCGCCAAAUGCCACUUUGGGAAGCUGAGUGCGCGCCGGCGGUCCUCUGCCUCGCCGAGGAAACAAGGUCGACAGCUUCGAGAGAAGGCUGCGUUGGUGCUGAAGUCCCGGCUGCAGGGCAUGCUUGCGCGGCGGUUGUCAGAAAGCUUCUGCACGUGGCGAUCGCAACAGGUGUCUUUCAAGCCUAGUCGCAAUGUGGGUGACGUGCAGAGGUCCAGCAUCCUGAAAGAGUUGCUGAAAUCUCAGUGCCAAACUGCAGUGAUGCUGGAGACCCGAGUGCGGCUCUCGCACCGUGCCGGCGGCCUGGCCUUUUGUCUGGCAAAGCUCCAGAGGAAGACUUUGCGCACUGCUUGGGUGCAGCUGGGCCGCUACCAGGGUCACCAAAUGCUGCCAUCUCCUCCACCAUUGCUGACAGCUGGAGGUUUGGGCUCCAUCAAUGCUCAACAGCAGCUCUACUCAGCCUUCAUCCCUGCCACGAACCCGUCGCUUAUGGCCCCACCACGGCGCCUAGUGCCGCGCAGGGCAGGCACUACGCCCCUGUGA
Molecule: messenger RNA, 1449 nt
Organism: Effrenium voratum
Lineage: Eukaryota; Dinophyceae; Suessiales; Symbiodiniaceae
Source: the annotation of a GenBank genome assembly